CUUUCACAUCCAUUUGUUCAAGUCAGGUGGAGGGGCUCUCUCUAGUCAUUUAGCAAGGCUGUCAGCGAUUCAGCCAGCCCAACUCUCUUGAAAGUGCCUGCCUUUAUUCUGCACACAAAAGGAAGCAUGUACGCCAACCUCUCUCGCUUUCUACAGGCUUCCUGAAGAGAGCUCUGCACAUUCCAGCUGCAUCACCAGUACCUUCAGUGCAGCAGAGUCUGAGAUUCUCCUUCUCCACCAGGCUUUCGAGCCAUCGGGGGAAAGCGAGGGGCAUCCCGAUGAGGCGUAGUGCUGUGCCAGAGCUGACAAAGGGCUAGAUGGAUAUCCUUGGUCUUCUGAGACUUGCCUGUGAUUAGAUGUUCCUUGAGCUCUCAAGCUUUGCACCAUCAGCAUUUCAUGGUCCAGAGGGUGCUCCAGAUUCAUUUUGCAGUAUGCCUGUAUUGAUUUAAAUCCAGCAACGAGAAGCAAGCCAGCAUUGAGACGGAGUGGAUACUGCUGCUUUGGGUUAACCAUGAAGAUGCAAGCUCAGUAUUUCUGAAAUCAAUUGGACCCAUGGGGGGUUCUUUGUAAUCACUGGGGAAAUUCUUUGCAGAGGAAAGAAAAAUUUUGUUAAGCAGGUUUCCAUUCUUUUCAUUAAUCAUUUGGCAACUUUGGAGAUUUGUUUGACUCCUGGCAUAUCGGAGGCAGCUUUGCUCAGUUACGACCGGCGUCAAAAUCCAGGUACUUGAGUUUGGAGCGCACCGUUGAAGACUCCUGGACUAGGGAUUGAUAUCUGCAGCUCCCGGUGGUCCUUUUUCUUCAUUCAAAAGAAGUUCUCUGUUCUGUAAAGGAAAGCUUACUGAGGGAAAAAUGCAGGUCUCCAUAGCAUGCACAGAGCAUAACCUCAAGAACCGGAAUGGGGAAGACAGACUCAUCAGCAAACAGAACACCAGUAACCCUAAUGCUGUCAAUGCCGCCCGAGCAAAAUUCCGGACAGUGGCAAUAAUUGCCCGCAGUUUGGGAACUUUUACCCCUCAGCACCAUAUUUCUUUAAAAGAGUCCACUGCUAAGCAGACUGGCAUGAAAUAUAGAAACCUUGGGAAAUCUGGAUUAAGAGUUUCGUGUUUGGGACUAGGGACAUGGGUCACCUUUGGAGGUCAGAUCUCUGAUGAGAUUGCUGAACGGCUAAUGACGAUUGCCUAUGAGAGUGGAGUAAAUCUGUUUGACACAGCAGAGGUAUAUGCAGCUGGAAAAGCGGAGGUGAUUUUGGGAAACAUAAUAAAAAAGAAAGGUUGGAGGAGGUCAAGUCUAGUCAUUACGACAAAACUCUACUGGGGAGGAAAAGCUGAAACAGAAAGAGGACUCUCAAGAAAACACAUUAUUGAAGGAUUAAAAGCCUCUCUCCAGAGGCUGCAGCUUGAGUACGUGGAUGUCGUUUUUGCAAAUCGACCUGACAAUAAUACUCCAAUGGAAGAAAUUGUCAGAGCGAUGACACAUGUGAUAAAUCAGGGAAUGGCUAUGUACUGGGGAACCUCUCGCUGGAGUGCCAUGGAGAUCAUGGAAGCCUAUUCUGUGGCAAGACAGUUUAAUAUGAUUCCCCCUGUGUGUGAACAAGCUGAAUAUCACCUUUUCCAAAGGGAGAAAGUGGAAGUGCAGUUGCCGGAAUUAUACCACAAAAUAGGCGUUGGAGCAAUGACAUGGUCUCCGCUGGCCUGUGGGAUUAUCUCAGGGAAAUACGCCAAUGGAAUUCCUGAAAGUUCAAGGGCAUCUCUAAAGUGCUACCAGUGGUUGAAGGAGAAGAUUGUGAGUGAGGACGGGAGAAAGCAGCAAACAAAGCUGAAAGAUCUCUUUCCAAUUGCUGAACGCCUUGGAUGCACACUACCUCAGCUAGCCGUUGCAUGGUGUCUACGUAACGAAGGUGUAAGUUCCGUUCUCCUUGGCUCUUCCAACCCCGAUCAACUAAUAGAGAAUCUUGGUGCCAUACAGGUUCUUCCGAAGAUGACAUCCCACAUUGUGAACGAGAUUGAUAAUAUUUUGGGUAACAAACCUUUCAGCAAGAAGGACUACAGAUCCUAAAGCAUUGCAUGAUUAAACCGGACUGCAUGGCUAAAAUAGCACUCUGUACCUUGUACAGUACUGAGUCAAUACUAUCCAGUUACAGUCAGAAUUAUUCAGCAGUCUCUAUGAUUUACUAGAUUAUUCAAGGUGGUAGGCUUCACCAAAAUUCAAAACCAUGGCUGAUCUCCCUAAAUAACCGAGAUCAUCUUUGCUUUUUUCCUCCUUGAAACUCAAGAAUCUGGAUUCAGCUCUGACUCCAUUCAAUGAGCACAACUGAAUGGGACCUUCUCAGGUUCAAACGUCAUUGAAAUGAGUUAAGCAAUGUAGAGCAGACAGUAGCAAUGGCCUCGAUCCAGCUGUGUGCCAAUGACCAGACUUUUUUCUCUUCCUCUUUGCAUCCCCCCCCCCCCCUUCCACAACCCCCUCCUUGCAACACUCAGGAGCAUCGGAAUCUUGUUCGAGGGUUUGCCUGCUUUCUAGAGCAGGUUUUUUAGGAAGAAAGGGGUGGAAUUAUCUCCCCUCCUCUCCCCAAUUCCGCUGGCGGAAGCAGCUCUUUAGCUAUUGGCCUCCGGCUUAUGUAAGGGAACUUCCGAGUAAAUUGCACACCUAUUAGUGGCUCGUUUUUUUCUCUUGAUACUUCUCAUUUAUGCAGUGAAAAUAUACAUGUAAAGAAACAAUACAAGAUUUCUAAGCUUUAGGUACUUGGAAAUCAAAAGAGGGAUGUACAGAUAUAUUUUUUCAGUGAACAAAAAGCCAGAAACUGUUUAAAAGGCUUAGGGUAAAAUAAAAUUGCAAUUUCUAGUGUAAAGAAUCUUCGAGCUUUAUCUGAAGGAUGUGCAAGUUCUAAUUUUUGUUGGUUUUCCCAUUUGUAUUUUUAUGCUGAAUUCUAAAUGACUAGUCUUGUUUGCACUCCAGCUGAAAAAGGGCUUUCCAUUUAGAAGCAAGGUUUGGGUCCAUGUCCAUAGGUUAUUUCAGGAUUUUAUAUUUAAGUAGCAGUUGGAGAAGUGAGGUUGUAUGCUACCAAGGAUUGUGCUACCAAGCAAGAAAAUCCUAGAGUUAGAUAGAGCUAAUUUCCAGAUAAUAUUAGCUUGCAGACAAAAUCAGUCUUGUUCUUCUUGAUCAAAUAUACCUAUUUUGGUUUUUCAGCUGAAUAAACUAAUGAACAUCCAUUGCAUUCCUAUUACAAUAAGACUUUAAAACUUUGGCUGGAUUGUAUCUAGCAUCUACUGUGCAAUUGUUUUAAGACAGAGGCUGCAAUCUCAUUAUUUUUCCUGAUGCUACACACAGCGCAAAUAAAAACCUCCACUGCAUCAAGAUGACUAACAUCAGGUUGAAAGAGUCAUCAAAUCUGGUAGGCUGAACUUGAACAAGAAUUACUCCUGCCAUCUUUCAGUGUUCUUUUACUUUAACUUAGUUUUCCUUUGGUGGUUUGUAGACAGAGAUAGUGCAGCUUCCAUUUGUUAAAUUUAACUAAUAUAAUGUAUUAUAAUUGUAUAUAAUGUGCAGAGUUGUAAAAUUUCCAAAGAGCAGAUAUGCACAAAUGAGAAAGGUGUGUGUUCUCCUCUUCACACCUUUAUGCAGGUAUCAGUUGUACACUUCAAUUGUGUGGGUUUCAGAAAGCCAAUUUGUGAAUAAUUCAUCAUAAUUGAAUGAAAUCUCAGCGAAGAUUUUUAUCCAGUCUUUCUCCUCCUCGUCAUUGGUAAACUUUUUAUGAUCACGGCAGCAGUGAGUCCUGCUUGGUCACAGCUCAUAACAUAUGACCACUGUGGUUUUCAGCUACCCUGUGCUGGCUGAUAAGGAUUCACUGCUACUAAGCUGUCCAUACCAGAGGUGUGCCAUGAAGUCUCGUUAGCUUUCUUGCACACUCUAACAUGCCAAAAGCUUUUGCAGGGAACAAAUGGGUAUAGCAAUCAGUGUUGUGAUGAGCAGGUGAUCUCUACUAGCUACAACCCCCAAGAUGAAUCCAAAAUUAUUAUUUUGUUUAGUAUCAGGAGCAACUUGAGUCGCUUCUGGAGAGAAUUGGCCGUCUACAAGGAUGUUGCCCAGGGGACGCCUGGAUGUUUUUACCAUCCUUGUGGGAGGCUUCUCUCAUGUCCCCGCAUGGAGCUAGAGUUGAUAGAGGGAGCUCAUCCGCACUCUCCCCGGGUGGGAUUCGAACCUGGCAGCUUUCAGGUCAGCAACCCAACCUUCAAGUCACAAGGCUUUAGUCCACUACACCAUCGGGGGCUCCAUCCAAAAUUAUGAACUUUGUUCAUACACAUCAACAGAUCAGUUCUAUCACUAUGUCUCCCCUUUGUAAAGCUAAUAGCUUUUUGUUGUCCAUUUGAGCAUUCACACACACACACACACACACACACACACACCCUUCCCAUGCAUCAUAUGACAGGGAAGAAUAUAUUGCAGCUAGGGAAAUCCAUCCUUCCCCAGGUGAAAAUUGGAGUUAAAUUCAUCAAGGCCACAAAAUCUGGAAAGAAACAUUGUUCCUACUAGUUUUGCCCCUGUAUCUUGCUGCCUCUACAACAUUCCUCUAUAUUGAUAUUCCUGUCCUUUUGCAGCAGUAGGGCUAGAAGCCAGAAAAUACUGCAUGAAAACUGCUAGCUCUGUUCUGUGGAUUUGUUAACAUUCGCAGUGAAUAUGAUGCACUUCAGUUUACACAGGCUGCAGUUCCAGCUCCUGAUUAAAAAUAGUAAUAUACAGAGCAUAAGCAUAGUGCAGAUAGCUCUCUCCAAAUUUGGAAUGUGACCUCCCAUCAGCCACAGCUAUCACGGCCUAUACUGAGGAACACUGGAAGUUAUAGUCCAAAAGAGAAGGAAAAGACUAGAGAAAAUUGCUGCAUGUCAUUGUGGUAAGCAUAUAUGGUGCAUUCCCAUGUGAGCUUCUCUUGAUUCACAUGGGUCUCUACCAUUGCAUGCAUAUAAUUUUUAUGCAUUUUGUGAGCCAGCAUGGUGUAGUGGUUUGACUAUUGGAUCAUGAAUCUGGAGACCACAGUUUUAAUAUUUGCUCAGUAAUGGAAACCCACUGGAUGACCAUAUGCAAGUUAUGCUCGCUCAGCCUAAAAGGAAGGCAAAGGUAUUGCCCCGCUGAGCAAAUCUUGCCCCCAAAAAACCCUACAUGCUAUCUUAGCCUUAGGGUCAACAUGUCAGAAACAACAUGGGAGUAUUACAAGGUCCAGGUCAGUCUAGUCAAAUGAUCCAGCAUGUUGAAUAUCUUCAACUGCACAUAGCAUAGCCUCUUCUUGCUUUAAUGCAUCAGUUCCCCUUGCUGGCUAAGACAAAUAGCAGGGCUCCUUGUACACAAAGGUUCCUAGUUCCCCCUUGUGGAAGAAAAUCCACUAUGCCACUAUUUUAUGACCAUGCUCCUUAUGCUACUCAUAUGGUCUCAGGAUCAGCCCAUACUUCCUUCCUGUUUUCCGCUGUUUGUUUCAAUGGCAAUAAUCACACAAUGUGAAUCCUUUACCAAAGAUUUCUCCCGCCAAUGAAAUAAACAGAGCAACAUGUACAUGGAAGGUAUUCUUUCUUUUUAGUAAGCAGUAAAGUAGUACCUGAACACACAGGGCUCAAUUGUUGAUUCUGAAACACAACCCCUCUAUUUCACUCAUUCCCUACAAUUGCAACUUUCAUGAACAGAGCUUACUACAGAAGGCGCUGGAAUCUUAAGGAAUAGUUCUCUCUUUUCCCCUUCUAUUGUGUUUAAUCAAAUCAGUGAUCUGUAUAAAUGAAUUCAGCAGCUGUAUACUAGAUUCUGCUUUCUAUCUGCUUGGACAUAAUAAAGGCAAUUUGUGCACCUAAA
This is a messenger RNA of Anolis carolinensis (green anole), 5826 nucleotides long. It is a transcript of the gene kcnab1, whose product is annotated as potassium voltage-gated channel subfamily A regulatory beta subunit 1. The transcript has 14 exons. The record is from RefSeq and is a predicted model, not a curated record. NCBI's taxonomy places the organism in Eukaryota, Metazoa, Chordata, Lepidosauria, Squamata, Anolidae. Bases 850 to 2055 code for a protein of 401 amino acids. Gene Ontology annotation, cellular component: voltage-gated potassium channel complex; cytoplasm; membrane. Gene Ontology annotation, molecular function: potassium channel regulator activity; voltage-gated potassium channel activity; transmembrane transporter binding. Gene Ontology annotation, biological process: potassium ion transport; transmembrane transport; negative regulation of delayed rectifier potassium channel activity.